AUGACAUUACCCAUUCUUUUCACACUCUUCACAUUUGUGAUUCUAUCCGCUUGUUCAAAGCAGCAAGAGUACUUGCAACCUCCCAAGGUUGACGAGUUCUACACACCUCCAGAUGAUUUCAGAGAUUAUAAAGUUGGCGAUAUCUUGAAGCUGCGAAAGACUCUAGCAGGUUUGCGAAGCAUGUACCUUCCCAUCAAUAUCAAAAACUCUUGGCAGUUGAUGGUCCGUUCUGAAAACACGUUUGGUGAGGCUAGCUAUAUGAUCACAACGGUGAUGGAACCUUUUAAUGCGGACCCGGCAAAGAUUUUGAGUUACCAAACUUUCCAGGAUAGCGCAGAUUUGGACUGCUCGCCUUCAUUUAGCGUACAGCAGGGUGCCUCGCGACUGGAUAUUGGUGCUCAAUUUGACAUGACUUUUAUCUUGAUGGCAUUGCAAAAUGGGUAUUAUGUUGUUUCCCCAGAUUAUGAAGGCCCGCAAUCUGCGUUUCUUGCUGGAAGACAGGCUGGAAAGGCGAUAUUGGACUCAAUCCGGGCAGUGUUGAGGUCGGGUGAAAUUACAGGGAUUAGUCAAGAUGCCGAAGUUGCAAUGUGGGGCUAUAGUGGAGGUGCGAUGGCGACGGGAUUUGCCGCUGUUUUGCAACCGAGCUAUGCUCCCGAGAUAAAAGAAAGGUUUAUUGGUGUUGCACUUGGUGGGUUUGCCACCAAUAUAACGGAAAUUAUUCAUGCUAUUGAUGGUGGAUUUUAUGCUGGUUUGAUUCCUGCGGCACUCCAUGGACUAGCUAAUGAGUACACAUUUUUAAAACCCUUGAUGCUUGAAUAUGUCGAUCCUGCACAAGUGGAAAGAAUGGAGAAAGCAGCAGACCAAUGUUUGAUCAAUGUAUGGGUGCGCUACGUGGGUUCAAAUAUAUUUAAUGGUAAAGGUGCAAUGUUCAAGAAUGGUGCCGAAUUUUUAAAGUUGCCGCAAGUGGUUGAUGUGUUGAAAGAUAAUAGUAUUAUUUAUUUGAAUGCAAGCUAUGUUCCACAAAUUCCAAUAUUUAUCUAUCACAGCUCAUUUGACCCUAUAGUUCCUAUAAAAGAUGUCUAUACUGUAUAUGAUAACUGGUGUGAGUGGGGAGCUGACUCCUUGGAGUUUUCUGAGGGGUGGCUAGGGAACCACAUCACAGAUAUCGCAUUAGGUGCUUUUGCGGGUUGGUCCUGGUUGGAGAAAAGAUUCGAAGGUGUUGAGCCGGUUGUGAAAGGGUGCCAUCACCACGUGAUGUAUUCCAAUAUCCAAUACCCCGGUGCAAUAUGGAAAGUAUUGGAUUAUUUCAAAGGGUAUUAUAACACUCUUUGGUACAAACCUUUGGGACGUGGUACAAAAUCAACCACCACAACAAACAUAACAUCUAUAGCGGUUGAAUACAUUAGCGAGAUAAAGAAGUCUAUGAUAGCAUAUUACAAGCAGCGGAGCCAAACACGAAAGGGAUUUAAUCUUGGGAGUUAUAUACUUUUCGAGUUGAUGGCAAUUGACUCAAUAGGCACUCCAUUGAGUCAGAAAAAACUAGAGACAUUAGAAGAUACUUUAUAG
Molecule: messenger RNA, 1566 nt
Organism: Lodderomyces elongisporus
Lineage: Eukaryota; Fungi; Ascomycota; Pichiomycetes; Serinales; Debaryomycetaceae
Exons: 1
Coding region: 1-1566 (521 amino acids)
Biological process (GO): lipid catabolic process
Molecular function (GO): triacylglycerol lipase activity
Source: RefSeq, a predicted model, not a curated record